AAAUGUCGGUCCAAAACAUAAAGCCCUAAGCCUCAUACAUCUCGUCUCCUUCAACUCUCGUGUAUGUUUCUGCAAUUGUACUCUGAAUCAAAUGGCGACGGCCUUGUUUUUGCGAUCCAUGAGGCUUCAACAUCUCAAGCCAUCUCUUUUAGCUUCUUCGGCACAAGAUGGACUCAAAAUGUUUCAAGGUGCUCGUCAAAUGGCCUCCAAAGCAAAUGUGCGUGCUAAGCAGGAAAAGGGUAGGAGAAAGUUGGAAAAUGACCGGAACAAAACAAACUCGAAUGUACUUGCCACUGGGAUGAAUUUGGGUGAAUAUAGGAGACAGUUCACUAGAAGUAAAGGGAAGUCUGCUGGUAGGAACUCUGCCGGUCAUAUUACAAUUUGGCACCGAGGUGGUGGAGCAAAGAGAUUGCAGAGGAAAAUUGAUAUGAAAAGAAACACUUCAGCUACAGGCAUUGUUGAAAAGAUAGAUUAUGACCCCAAUCGUUCUUCUCGAGUUGCUCUAGUGCGAUGGACAGAUGGGGUGCAGCUGAGCCACAGGAGAAAAUGUGAACCCAUUGGAGGGUUCACUCCUCCACAAGAGAUUGUUGAACCUACCACUACAGCCAUCCACGGUUCAUUUUCAUUCUCUAUGCUGCCAGAUCAAGUAAAUGUUGCUUCCUCCACUCCUGCACUAACAACUGCUAAUAAUGCUGGAGGAGGCAAGCUAACUUGUGAAAAGGAUGUUUUCUUGUCUGCCUACUAUCCGAAGGCCAAGGGGGUGAAUUCAGCUCUUGCCCUCCGUAAAUCACUUGGGUUCCCAAGAAUGGCUGUAGCUGGGGCGAAGCCUGCUUUCUACUCCUUGCGAGCAAAGGAGGAAGUUGGAGAGAACACCUUCUCUCUUUCGGAUAUACAAAAGUGGAAUCCACAAAGUGUUGUCUGGGCUCAUAGGUUGAAACGAAAAGCAGCAAUUUCCUGGCAAAGCUUAAAAUAAAGUUAAAGGCAUGUGGUAGUUAAUUUUGAAAUAAAGCUGAAGGCCUGAGGCUGUGGGCGUCGUUGAAGUGAAAUAUGAAGGCAAGAAUAGAGUUUAGGAGCUUAAAAUGCUGUUACUUAAUUAACAGAUGCUUUCAUUUGAUUCAACAAAUUUGGUACUGUGAAGCUUUUUUAUUGCUUUUGUGAUUGUGAGAAUAGGCUUCAUAUCUUUGUGCUCAAGUUAGAAGCGAAUUGAUUACACAUGUUCUAUUACUACUGUCUCAAAUGUUAUGUUAAAAACUUUGACAGUACUUUGAGAUUUAUCCUCUUUUGAUUAUUUAAGAUUCUAUGUUGUUCUUCUGUAA
Daucus carota subsp. sativus is the source of this 1316-nucleotide messenger RNA. Its product is annotated as large ribosomal subunit protein uL2mz, N-terminal part. Gene Ontology annotation, biological process: mitochondrial translation. NCBI's taxonomy places the organism in Eukaryota, Viridiplantae, Streptophyta, Magnoliopsida, Apiales, Apiaceae. The transcript has 2 exons. Gene Ontology annotation, cellular component: mitochondrial large ribosomal subunit; ribosome. The coding region runs from base 92 to 973 and encodes 293 amino acids. The record is from RefSeq and is a predicted model, not a curated record. Gene Ontology annotation, molecular function: structural constituent of ribosome; RNA binding.